Tupaia belangeri chinensis (Chinese tree shrew) is the source of this 2056-nucleotide messenger RNA. It is a transcript of the gene GPR19, whose product is annotated as G protein-coupled receptor 19. Gene Ontology annotation, molecular function: G protein-coupled receptor activity. The transcript is spliced from 4 exons. The record is from RefSeq and is a predicted model, not a curated record. Gene Ontology annotation, biological process: G protein-coupled receptor signaling pathway. Gene Ontology annotation, cellular component: plasma membrane. Lineage: Eukaryota; Metazoa; Chordata; Mammalia; Scandentia; Tupaiidae. The coding region runs from base 720 to 1967 and encodes 415 amino acids.
CUACAGCCUCAAGGAAAACACGUCUUGCCAGCUUCCCCAACUAUCGCGAGAUCGCCUGUGGCGAAGCGGGACCCUCAGCGGACUUUUGCGCAUGCGCCGGACCAAUCAUUUUCUGCGCGCCAAGAUUUCAAACCUUUCUUCCCGGAAAUAGGGCGCCAAAUUUGGCCCUCGGGAAAGGUCCGUCACGUUGGUCCGAUGGAGCCCAGCACACACGACACACGCUUCGAGAUGUUGCAGUCAGAGCUCCACGAGCUUGUUUGGUUGUCCCUUCUUUCCGUUUUUAUAUUGGCCGUGAAUUCUGUGGGAGGAGGUUUCAGCGAAUCUGGGAGUAGAGGAGUGAGGCGGGAGAGCGGAGCAAGAUUUUAAAAUAGGAAUGAUGACUUUAACGUGUUUGGCAAAAUAACUGGAAGCGUUAUGAAAGGCUAAGCCUGAGGGACCAAAGGAUUUUAUGUUUUAAUUGGUGACCACGAGAGGAUGGAGUGUGAAGGAUACAUAGGACACCUGCGCAAGCAUUGGAUUUAGCCCUGAGACAUCUUAAAGGAAGCCGGCCGUGAGCCAAGGGGAAGGCAGAGGACAGAAAUGACCGUGUUCCCAAGCUUCCCUGGUGGCUUAUGGCAUUCUGCAAACUCCCAUGCAAGGGCUGCUCCUGACCAAGAAGACCCGAGGAGACCGGCUCUGAGAUCAAGCCCAGAUGAAGAACUAAGAGAAAAAAAGUGAAUAUGGUUUUUGCGCACAGAAUGGAUAGCAGCAAGCCAUCUUUGGUUAUUCCUACACUCCUGGUGCCCCUCCAAAACCACAGCUGCACCGAAACAGCCACACCUCUGGCGAGCCACGACCUGACGGAAUUAUCUGAGGAGCGCAGCUGGCUGAGCAACGGGACGGGCCUUCAGUACAGACUGAAACCUGGGGAGGUGGCCACGGCUGGCAUUUUCUUUGGGACCCUGUGGUUGUUUUCCAUCUUGGGCAAUUCCCUGGUCUGUCUGGUCAUCCACAGGAGCAGGAGGACUCAGUCCACCACCAACUACUUCGUGGUCUCCAUGGCGUGCGCCGACCUCCUCGUCAGCAUCGUCAGCACGCCUUUCGUCCUGCUCCAGUUCACCACCGGCAGAUGGACCCUGGGAAGCGCACUGUGCAAGGUUGUGCGCUAUUUUCAGUACCUCACUCCCGGCGUCCAGAUCUACGUCCUCCUCUCCAUCUGCAUAGACCGCUUCUACACCAUCGUCUAUCCUCUGAGCUUCAAGGUGUCCAGAGAGAAAGCCAAGAAAAUGAUCGCAGCGUCCUGGAUCUUCGACGCGGCCUUUGUGACCCCCGUGUUCUUUUUCUACGGCUCCACCUGGGACAGUCAUUGUAACUACUUCCUCCCUUCCUCCUGGGAAGGGACUGCCUAUACCAUCGUCCACUUCUUGGUGGGCUUUGUGAUUCCAUCUGUCCUCAUAAUCUUAUUUUACCAGAAGGUCAUAAAGUAUAUUUGGAGAAUAGGCACUGACGGCCGAACAGUGAGGAGGACAAUGAACAUUGUCCCAAGGACAAAAGUGAAAACGAUCAAGAUGUUCCUCAUUUUGAAUCUAUUGUUUUUGCUCUCCUGGCUGCCUUUCCACGUAGCUCAGCUGUGGCAUCCCCAUGAGCAGGACUAUAAGAAAAGCUCCCUUGUUUUCACAGCUGUCACGUGGAUAUCCUUUAGUUCUUCAGCCUCUAAACCUACUCUGUAUUCCAUUUAUAAUGCCAAUUUUAGGAGGGGGAUGAAAGAGACUUUCUGCAUGUCUUCGAUGAAGUGUUAUCGAAGCAACGCCUAUACUAUCACAACCAGUUCAAGGAUGGCCAAAAAGAACUAUGUUGGCAUUUCAGAAAUCCCUCCUGUUGCCAAAACUAUAACCAAAGACUCAAUCUAUGAUUCAUUUGACAGAGAAGCCAAGGAAAAAAAACUUGCUUGGCCUAUUAACUCAAAUCCACCAAAUACUUUUGUCUAAUUUCUCAGAUUUCUUUCACUUAUUGUUAUGUGCCAGAGAUAAAAAAGCUUUAAGUACAAAAACAGAUGCUGCUUACAUAUUUUUUUUCA